GUUUCUCUUCACUACGUCAUGAUUGACACUUGAGAUAACAGUCCCCAUGAAACGGUAGUUUUGUAGUCAGAGGAUGUAAGGAGGCAGAGUAAGAUUUUCCACUACAACGGGACCAUGUCAAGGAGGUAUGUUUUGGUCUGCAGAUACAGAAGUGCGUCAGAGAUAGGUUUUCUCGACGGUUUCUGAUAAAUGCGCGUUUAUUGAGGACAAACUCGAGACACCUUUCGACGCUGUUUGCAUUAAAGACAGAAAUAUUUGCUGUAAACAGUCGCUGCACUGUUACCUGACAUGUUUAAGGUGAUGCAAAAGUUAGACUUUUUUCAUUGCGCACUUUUGGUUCAGACCAGCUGCUCUUUUUAGAGAAGUGCACAUGUUUGCACAGUGAAUGUCAAGUUGAUAAAAGUUCAGGUUUUUUGUUUGUAGUAUGUGUGAGUGCUGCAGGAUCUGGUAGUGAUUACUUGAUUGAAUUAUACAACAGCAUAAGGGGGGAUCCAGUGGGCUUGAAUAUCUGCAGCUUCAGUCUGCUCUUCCUUGUGAUUCUGUGACUAAGUGUGACUAAUUUAAGAACAGAGAAGUUUCUGUAUCUGUGAGAAGCUCCUUCCUGUCAUUUGCUUCCUACUCAGAUUUUUUUUCUUCAAUGUGACAAAUAUCAGCUGUUUUUACAUGACAGGAAGGGUGAGGCACUUAUUAGAAAAGUUUGAUUAUUUCAACAUCAUAAUAAAAGCUCUUGGCAGAUAAGAGGAACUUCUUUAGUCUGCACAUUGUACUCUGGGGCCUUUCAGUUUGGAGAUGUUUUACUUGGACCAUAAAACAACAUCUGGAAGAUGGAUGAUUUCGUUUAUCUCAUGUUACUUUAGGAGCUGUGCAGUUGUAACUUAAUGAUGGAGGUGUGGUCAAGACAUGGAGAGGACUGGUCGGUCAGUUUUGUUCUCUUUGCUUUGUGUCGGAAUAAAAGACCCCAGGGGACAGAGAUUAUAAAACAGACAAACGAGGAAGUUGCUGCACAGGUUUUCUGCAAAAAUAUUCAAGUGAUAUUGAAACACUUCUAAGCAGUUUGGUUCUAGGGUGCUGGAGUCAGGGACAGCUGUUUUGUUUCAUAAGCAAUUCCCACACUCUUCUAGUUACUCGCUACAUUAGUUUCUAUUAUAAUUAUCUUUAUUAAUCCAAAAUUUAACUGCAGAAUCAAUCCAGAAUGCUAAAACAUCCACUUCUUUCUCUCCUUGCUGUAUAAAAACUCAAAAAACAUCCCUCUGCUGUUCAGUAUUUUGCAGGAGAGGUUAGGGGAAAGGAUUUGAAUGUUAAGAAGUCACCUAAAAGUUGUUGCACAUAAUUGUAUUGAUGCAAAAUGAAGGAUAUAUGUUGAUUUUUAAACUUUUUAACCAAAGGAGAGUUUUUUUCUCUAUGUAAGAUGUGUCAUAGCUGGAAGAGAACAUGUGAAAAUAAUUAUAUUGAUUGUUAAAUUCCUUCAGUGUUAAGUUCUUGAUAAUGUGGCUGCUGGCCCACUAUCACGCUGUCAGGACGGAGUGGAAUGCUUGAAAAUAACAGAGCCAUCGUUAAUGGGAAGUAACAGCUGCUUUUUUCCUGCUGUAAAAAGUCAAAGUGUUGCUGUGCCAAAGGCCGACUGUGUCUCUGACUGUCUAAAGAAUAGAAAAACCCUUUGAGAGUAGAACUUAUACUUUAAGAGGCUGUGUAAAGUGUUGAUGAAAGCAGAUUAUGCAUUGAAACUGACAUUACUCUGCGGUGGAUGUCACUGCAUGAGCUUAUAAUCAAUUCCAAAGUCUACUGUGUGUAAACAUAGUUUGACAGUACAUCAUCUACAGUCAUCUGCAUUUGUUUCUUCUUUUCAUUUUACAGUCAAAAGGCCGAUCAUGAGCUCACUGAGGUGCUCAACCAACUGUGGCGUCUGGACACCAACCGUCUCAAACCCGGGACUGAUUACAUCAUUUCCCUUCAGGUCUGCACUGUUCGUCUGCCAGCAUCACCUCUAUACCAUGCAAAACAGUCAGACAUAAACGCAGUACAUGCACAUUUUAAUAGCAGCGUCUUUGCAGUGACUCUAGCUGCUGCAUGACAGAUGACUGAGGCAACGCUUGGUACUUUGUAUUAUUAGAGAUGGGUUUGUUGUGAUAUUUUGUCAUCACAAUAGGUGAAAAAAACCUAAAUAAUGUGCAUGAAAUGACCAGUAUCAAUGUGUUUAAAUCAGUUUCUCUGGUCUUUGUAGUGACCACCUGCUAGAGUCUGUCUGUUUUGUUUGUUUUCUUCAGGGCAGAGCUGGUUACGUUGCCCAGGGCAGUAACUAUGCCAGAGACAGGGCCCGAGCUCCUCUCUUCACAUACGUCAACGAGGAAAAACUCAAGAGCAUCGAGACAUACGCACGUAAGUACGAGUCCAUCAUACUUCUCUAGAACCUCCUGACGUUUUAACAAGCGUGUGUGCUUUUAUUGCAGAUUUCAUCAACUUGCUGGACAACUAUGAGACAUCCACUGGGGUAUCAGAGACGGUGACGUCUGAGGAGCUGCAAGAGAACAGAGUCUUUAUCGACUCAAUGAUGGAGACGGAGGUUAUGAAGGUGCAGUAGCCUUUAGCUAAGAAGAUCUCUCUCUCACACAAAAGGAUCCUUUACUGCGGCUGUUUACACUCCUGGUUACCUCUUUAAACGUUGACAGACUUUCUAUAGCUGCUGUUUACUGAUGAGUUUAAAGGUUAAAAUGAUGAAACAGUUUCUUCUGAAAAUAUCCUUUUUUUUUAAACUAUGGAGUUUUUCCCUCAAUAACAAAUAGAAAAAAACUUUGUUUUUAAUGUUGAUGUUGUCAACAUCCAGAGGGCUGAUAACAGUUGUUAGAAAUACCUGUGUAACCACUAAAUGACUAAUUUGACUGUGAAACAGAACAACACAAACAAAGAUGAUAAGAUAAGAAACAAAGGUGCCAUUUAAAAAUAAUCAGUAAGGGUCAUGUCGGCUACCACAGGAUUCAUCCUCGAGACAUACCUCUGAUAUAAUGACUCUUCUAACCUUCUGAGACCAUUUGAAUUACAAAUAAAGAGACAGAGUGGUGAUUAUUAACAAGAAAAAGAUCAUUACUUUAUGGUUUACUGAAUAAGUAUCACAAAUACCUACAAAUAAAUGAAGUAUUAACACUAAAAUAGUAGGAGUUUGUAUUAAAUCAAUUUAAUAAAGUGUAUUUUAUAUUAUUUUAAUUUUUUUCACAGUGCGCUCACAAGUACCUGGUCGAGAAGAGGCAGUCACCAUCAGACACAGCUCAGUUCAAGAAACAGCUGUAUGACAUCUGGUUUCGCCUCUACCACAGAGACAGGAGUGGAGGGUGAGUCUGAGGAUAACAGCAGGGGGCGCUGCUGCUGUAUUUUGGAACAGUCAAGUGUUUCUUUGAUUCAGGGCCUGUUUGAAUUGAUCGUUUUGGUUAGGAGGGUCACACAAAACAGUGUCUGAAAAGAAGAGAAAGCUCUCCAGUCAGGAGUGAAUAAGUGCAUCCGUAAAGCUAUCAUUAAAUUGGGGUUUUAUUUGUAUUCUAGUGAGGAUUCCUGUGGAUUUGAACACGUGUUUGUGGGUGAAACAAAGCAAGGACAGGAGAUAAUGGGUCUUCACAACUGGGUCCAGUUCUACCUGCAGGAAAAACACGACCAUGUGGACUACAAAGGCUACAAAGCAAGAGACAACAAAGACUCAGUGAGAAAAUCAGACGUCUUUGACAUGUUACUGAAUUUGACCUUUGUAAAAUAGAGAUGUCCUUAAAGAGCCUGUUUCUUAUGUCUUCACAGCCUGAUGAAGAUGACCACGUCCUGAACCUGCAGUUCAGCUGGAAAGGUUUGGUGAAGCCGAUUGGCGGCUCCUUUAUUGGCGUCAGUCCAGAGUUUGAAGUGGCCCUCUUCACCAUCAUCUUCCUCAUGUCGAAUGAGAAAAUGACCUCUGUGGUGGUCAAAGUGGACGAGUAUGUGCUGGAGCUGGUCGUCUAUCGGCACGGUCGAUCCAUCGGCACAUCAUACCCAAAACUGCUCAGCAGCAACAACAGAGAUUUGUAAUUUAACACCUCGAUGAAUACCGGAUAUCAAUCACAUUUAUAUCAACAAUUACUGUUAUAUGUUUAUUUUACUCCUAUGCAGUAUAAACCAAAGAAUAAUCUCUAUCUAAUUGAUUUUUGCACUUAACGUCAGGCUUUAACUAGUUUCUAGCUCAAACUUCCUGAUUUAGAUUCAAUAUGUAGAUGAAGUAAAACCUUUUAUGAAUCAUUUAUCUGUUUUAUUCUGUAUGCUGUUCUUGACUGAAUAAAAAACCUGUUUACAAACAUG
Xyrichtys novacula (pearly razorfish) is the source of this 4305-nucleotide messenger RNA. NCBI's taxonomy places the organism in Eukaryota, Metazoa, Chordata, Actinopteri, Labriformes, Labridae. The record is from the annotation of a GenBank genome assembly.